This is a messenger RNA of Staurois parvus, 344 nucleotides long. NCBI's taxonomy places the organism in Eukaryota, Metazoa, Chordata, Amphibia, Anura, Ranidae. The record is from the annotation of a GenBank genome assembly.
UUAUAGCAGGACUGUGGCGGGCAUUCUGACACUGGGGGGGGGGGGAACUGACUAACUGCCACUGACAUGCUAAUGACACUAAUGCACUGAUCAGUGCUAAUAAAAAGCACUGACACUGUGCUAAUGGCACUGGGCAGGAAGGGAUUAACAUCUGGGGCGAUCAAAGAGUUAACUGUGUGCUGUUUAAUAUAAUGUGCUGUGUGUGUUUUACUAGGGAAACAUGCUGCUGUGUAUUUCUCUGCUGUGCAGAGAAAUACACAGCAGCACACACAGGUCUCUCCCCUGUCACUGUUUCAAGGAGAUCGCCAGGUGCUGGCGGGCAAUCUCUGUCCGGGACCCGGUGA